GGAGCGCGCGUGGGGGCUCCGCGAGUCGCUCGCCUUUGGUUUCUGGGGAAGCCUGGGGGACGCGGCUGCGGCGGAGGCGCCCUGGGCUUCGGGUCGCCUGGAGCGUGGCGCGCAGAGCCCCAGGCGCCGAGCGGGCGCCGCGCGGCCGCGCUUGGCCCCAGCGGGCGUGGGACUGAGCAGUCUGCUGCCCCCUGACAUGUGACCCAGCCCCGCCGCCCAUGCCGGCUCCCGGCCGCCCGGCCUCGCGGCCGCCGCUGCUGCCGCCGCUGCUGCUCCUGCUCCUGGCGGCGCCUUGGGGACGGGCAGUUCCCUGUGUCUCUGGUGGUUUGCCUAAACCUGCAAACAUCACCUUCUUAUCCAUCAACAUGAAGAAUGUCCUACAAUGGACUCCACCAGAGGGUCUUCAAGGAGUUGAAGUUACUUACACUGUGCAGUAUUUCAUAUAUGGGCAAAAGAAAUGGCUGAAUAAAUCAGAAUGCAGAAAUAUCAAUAGAACCUACUGUGAUCUUUCUGCUGAAACUUCUGACUACGAACACCAGUAUUAUGCCAAAGUUAAGGCCAUUUGGGGAACAAAGUGUUCCAAAUGGGCUGAAAGUGGACGGUUCUAUCCUUUUUUAGAAACACAAAUUGGCCCACCAGAAGUGGCACUGACUACAGAUGAGAAGUCCAUUUCUGUUGUCCUGACAGCUCCAGAGAAGUGGAAGAGAAAUCCGGAAGACUUUCCUGUUUCCAUGCAACAAAUAUACUCCAAUCUGAAGUAUAAUGUGUCUGUGUUGAAUACUAAAUCAAACAGAACGUGGUCCCAGUGUGUGACCAACCACACGCUGGUGCUCACCUGGCUGGAGCCGAACACUCUUUACUGCAUCCACGUGGAGUCCUUCGUCCCAGGGCCCCCUCGCCGUGCUCAGCCUUCUGAGAAGCAGUGUGCCAGGACUUUGAAAGAUCAAUCAUCAGAGUUCAAGGCUAAAAUCAUCUUCUGGUAUGUUUUGCCCGUAUCUGUUACCGUGUUUCUUUUUUCUGUGAUGGGCUAUUCCAUCUACCGAUAUAUCCACGUUGGCAAAGAGAAACACCCAGAAAAUUUGAUUUUGAUUUAUGGAAAUGAAUUUGACAAAAGAUUCUUUGUGCCUGCUGAAAAAAUCGUGAUUAACUUUAUCACCCUCAAUAUCUCGGAUGAUUCUAAAAUUUCUCAUCAGGAUAUGAGUUUACUGGGACAAAGCAGUGAUGUAUCCAGCCUUAAUGAUCCUCAGCCCAGCGGGAACCUGAGGCCCCCUCAGGAGGAAGAGGAGGUGAAACAUUUAGGAUAUGCUUCCCAUUUGAUGGAAUUUUUUUGUGACUCUGAAGAAAACACAGAAGGUACUUCCCUCACCCAGCAAGAGUCCCUCAGCAGAACAAUACCCCCAGAUAAAACAGUCAUUGAAUAUGAAUAUGAUGUCAGAACCACUGACAUUUGUGCGGGGCCUGAAGAGCAGGAGCUCAGUUUGCAGGAGGAGGUGUCCACGCAAGGAACAUUAUUGGAGUUGCAGGCAGCGUCGGCAAUCUUGGGCCCGCAAAUGUUACAGUACUCAUACACCCCUCAGCUCCAAGACUUAGACCCCCUGGCACAGGAGCACACAGACUCAGAGGAGGGGCCAGAGGAAGAGCCAUCGAUGACCCUGGUCGACUGGGACCCCCAAACUGGCAGGCUGUGUAUUCCUUCGCUGUCCAGCUUCGACCAGGAUUCAGAGGGCUGCGAGCCUUCUGAGGGGGAUGGGCUCGGGGAGGAGGGUCUUCUGUCUAGACUCUAUGAGGAGCCGGCUCCAGACAGGCCACCAGGAGAAAAUGAAACCUACCUCAUGCAAUUCAUGGAGGAAUGGGGGUUAUAUGUGCAGAUGGAAAACUGAUGCCAACACUUCCUUUUGCCUUUUGUUUCCUGUGCAAACAACACGUGUGUGAUUGGUUCAUGCAUGUAGGUCUCUUAACGAUGGUGGUGGGCGCCUGGAGUCCGGGGGCUGGCCGGUUGUUCUAUGCAGAGAAAGCAGUCAAUAAAUGUUUGCCAGACUGGGUGCAGAAUUUA
This is a messenger RNA of Pongo pygmaeus (Bornean orangutan), 2053 nucleotides long. It is a transcript of the gene IL20RA, whose product is annotated as interleukin 20 receptor subunit alpha. Gene Ontology annotation, biological process: cytokine-mediated signaling pathway. Gene Ontology annotation, cellular component: plasma membrane. The transcript has 8 exons. The record is from RefSeq and is a predicted model, not a curated record. NCBI's taxonomy places the organism in Eukaryota, Metazoa, Chordata, Mammalia, Primates, Hominidae. Bases 219 to 1880 code for a protein of 553 amino acids. Gene Ontology annotation, molecular function: cytokine receptor activity; interleukin-20 binding.